Messenger RNA from Miniopterus natalensis, 2414 nucleotides. RefSeq names its product tripartite motif containing 68 (gene TRIM68). The record is from RefSeq and is a predicted model, not a curated record. Gene Ontology annotation, molecular function: zinc ion binding; protein binding. NCBI's taxonomy places the organism in Eukaryota, Metazoa, Chordata, Mammalia, Chiroptera, Miniopteridae.
UGCUGGGACCUUCCUGUACCCGCGGGCGGUAAGUGCUCGGGUCCGACCGCUCGUGACGCUGCUGACACUCCGCCCAGGGGACCCGGCAUCUCCGAGUUGGGCUUUCGCCGCGGGGCGCUGGUCUGAGCUAAGGAAGGAGCCUUCAUUACCUCUGCCUGGCUUUGUUCAUGUUCUAAGGAGGGUGUGAAAAGGAGCCAUGGAUCCUGCAGCAUUGGUGGAAGCUGUCGUGGAAGAACUGGCCUGUCCCAUCUGCAUGACCUACCUGAGAGAGCCUGUGAGCAUUGACUGUGGCCACAGCUUCUGCCAUGGCUGCCUCUCUGGACUCUGGGAGGUCCCAGGGGAAUCCCAGAACUGGGGUUACACAUGUCCCCUCUGCCGGACUCCUGUCCAGCCAGGGAACCUGAGGCCUAAUUGGCAGCUGGCCAAUGUGGUAGAAAAAGUUCGUCUGCUAGGCCUGCACCCAGGAAUGGGGCUGAAGGGUAAUGUGUGUGAACUCCACAGAGAACAGCUAAAGAUGUUCUGCAAAGAGGAUGGCCUGAUCACAUGUGAGGCCUGCAGCCGGUCCCCUGAGCAUGAGGACCACAGUGUCGUGCCCAUGGAGGAUGUCGCCUGGGAGUAUAAGUGGAAACUCCAUGAGGCUCUGGAACAUCUGAGGAAAGAGCAAGAAGAGGCCUGGAAGCUGGAAGUUGGUGAGAGGAAACGAACUGCCACCUGGAAGAUACAGGUGGAAACCAGAAAGCAGAGUAUCAUGUCGGAGUUUGAGAAGUAUCAGCGAUUACUGAAGAAAAAGCCACCAGGUCGACAGCUAGAGGUGGAGGCAGCCGCAGCUCUCGCCAGCCUGGAGCAGGAGGAGAGGGAGACCAGACAGAAACUGGAGCUGAAUCAUGAUGCCCUCAUCCAGCAGAGCCGGGUCCUGUGCAGGCUGAUUGCAGAGCUGGAGGAGAGGUCUCAGAGGCCCGUCCGCUGGAUGCUGCAGGGCAUUCGGGAGGUCUUAAACAGGAGCAAGUCUUGGAGCCUACAGAGGCCAGAACCAGUCUCCCUGGUUCUGAAGACAGAUUGCCGUGUGCCAGGCCUGAGAGAGAUCCUGAAGACGUAUGCAGCUGAUGUGCGCCUUGAUCCAGACACUGCUUAUUCCCGCCUCAUCGUGUCUGAGGACAGAAAGUGCGUGCGCUAUGGAGAUGCCAACCAGAGACUGCCCGACAAUCCCGAGAGAUUCUACCGCUAUAACAUCGUCCUGGGCAGCCAGUAUAUCUCCUCAGGCCAGCACUACUGGGAGGUGGAGGUGGGAGACAGAUCUGAAUGGGGCCUGGGAGUGUGUAAGGAAGAUGUCGACCGAAAGGAGGUGGUCUAUUUAUCCCCCAACUAUGGAUUCUGGGUGAUAAGGCUGAGGAAGGGCAGUGAGUAUCGGGCAGGCACCGAUGAAUACCCCCUCCUGCCCUUGCCGGUCCCUCCCCGGCGGGUGGGCGUCUUCCUGGAUUAUGAAGCCCAGGAUAUCUCCUUCUACAACGUGACCGACAACGGCUCCCACAUCUUCACUUUCCCCCACUGUCCCUUUCCUGGGCGCCUCCUCCCCUACUUUAGUCCUUGCUACAGCAUUGGUGCCAACAACACCGCUCCUCUUGCCAUCUGCUCCCUAGACGUGGAGGACUGAGAGGCCCACCGUCCCAGCCAGAAGCCUCGGAAUUUCACCUGGACUGCAGAGGUCUUGCAGGGCCCUGCCCCUGACAAAGGUCCCCUUAAACUGAGUUGAGCCUAGAUUCUGGGGAUUCCUCUGCCUGGCCCAGUGGUCUGCUACCCAUGGGCCAGAGUCUCACUAAAUUAGUCAUGAAAGACGUGAGGUUUUAGUCAAAUGAGCAUUGUUCCCUGUGAGGGAAGUGUGACAGGGCUGAUGGUGAGGAUCAGAGUGACUAACAUGCAGUAGCUCAGGCCCCUCUUUUUCAGUCUCUGGUGGUGCCAUAAUUAAGUCACUGAGGACGAUGAAGUAGAUCCAACCUCCUGGGAACCUGUAGGACAGUUUACCAACAAGCCAGUAGAAUACUGCUCAUAUCCAGGGCUGGCUGCUCUGCUGAAGCCAGUCCAAGGAGGCCUCAUCUGAGGUUUGCUGGGAAUGAACAAAUGUUUCACCCCAGCUCUCUGAUCUCCGAACUAGAGAAAUGCAUUGCAGGUAGCCCAGAGCACUCCACUAGUAAUCCCCCUCUCAGCACGAGCUGGGCACACCACUGUCUCAGACUUUGAGCAGACCUGUGUCCUGGUCCUGCCCUUCUCUCUGAGUGGCAAAAUCAGCAAACCUGUGAGCUUUGGUUUUAUUUUCACUUUAUGGAUGAAAAAAUUGAAAUGGCCUUAAUAGAGCAAAUUAUUUCUCGCAGCACUGUUGAAAGAAGAUUGUAGAGAUUAAAUAUCACAUUCAAACAAAA